Molecule: messenger RNA, 1002 nt
Organism: Mixia osmundae IAM 14324
Lineage: Eukaryota; Fungi; Basidiomycota; Mixiomycetes; Mixiales; Mixiaceae
Product: glycosyltransferase family 2 protein
Exons: 3
Coding region: 1-1002 (333 amino acids)
Cellular component (GO): endoplasmic reticulum membrane
Source: RefSeq, a predicted model, not a curated record
AUGGUCCUGCAAUGGUUCACACCACGACCUCGUGCCAUGACAGCUCGAGAAAGAACUUUCUGCUCAAUUCACACUACCCGCAAGCGCAGUCCUUCUGGCUCACGACUGGUCAAAUCAACGAGUUUCACGGAAACGAGAGAAGAAAGGCAACCCUUUGAAUCCAGCCUCGCGGAUCCAGCCACACUAUCGCUCAGCGUCAUCGUGCCUGCAUACAACGAGGCCAAGCGGAUACAACAGAUGUUGCAGGAGGCACUGGAUUAUCUCGAGUCACCUCCCCAAAGGCGGCGACAUUCGCGUGGUUAUGAAGUCAUCGUCGUCGAUGAUGGCUCGACGGAUUCCACUUGCGCCGUCGUGCUCGAGUAUGCAGCAAAGCGACAGGACUCGGGCGGCAAGACGAUCAGGGUCGUGCAGCUAGACAGGAACAGAGGCAAAGGGGGAGCAGUGACGCAUGGGAUGAAGUUUGCGAGGGGAAAGAGGUUGCUCUUUGUGGAUGCGGAUGGUGCAAGCCAAUUUGAGGAUCUAGACUUGCUGGACAAAGAGAUGGACAGGAUAGAGAAAGAAGGUUAUGGACUCGUACUGGGCAGUCGCGCUCACAUGGUCAAGACUCCGGCAGUCAGAUCGGCAUUGCGCAACAUUCUCAUGCGCUGCUUCCAUGCCUACUUGCAUAUCAUGGGCAUCUCGACCGUCAAGGACACCCAGUGCGGCUUCAAGCUGCUCACGCGUCCGACCGCGUCCAUCGUCUUUACGAACAUGCAUGUCGAGGGCUGGAUCUUCGAUAUAGAAUUGAUACUCAUUGCUACCUUUAUCGAUGCGCCAACAUCGGAAGUCGCGAUAAGGUGGAAAGAGGUAGACGGGAGCAAGAUGCAACUGGCGAGGGAUAGCAUAGCCAUGGCGCUCGAUCUGCUCGUCAUUCGGGCCAACUACAGCCUGGGACGCUGGCCGCUACCCACACGAGAGCAACCGCAAUUAGACAGCCUUGAGCCGAAACCCAAAGCAGCAUAA